AUUAAUUUGUACAAAGGAGAUUAAAUGGGAAGAUGAACAAGAACGGGAAACUCAAUAAAACGAAAAAGUGCACUUCAACGAACUGCGAACCAAAAAUUGAUCUAAAUGAAAAGAAUACCAUUUCGAAAAAGAAACAUUCGAAAAAAGGGAACCUGAACGGGUUGGUUAAUGGAAUCGUGCAAGACUCUACCAAAGGUGCAGAGAAGAAGUCCAUCGAGGAUCGCAUAAUCACCAGUAACGAUGAAGAUACGUAUACAAACAAGAAACUUAAACCACAAAAAGAAAUCUCGAACGCGGAGGAGGGCACCAACAAAGACUCAAAGUCCAAACUUACCAAACUAGACUCAAACGACAACAUUUCGAGCAAUGAGAAAAUGCCGCUGGAGCCCAGUCAAGAGCCGGACUUAUCGUGUAAUUUAAGCAAUAAUAGUACAACAAACGAGGACUCGAUAGCGUCGUGUAGUAACAAAGCAACUAGUUCUAGCGAGGAGAAAAUAUCAGACUUGGCUGAAGACUUAGACAAGGUCAAACUCCAGCAACUCCAGCAACCCCAGCGCGAACUACCACCAAUCAAAUAUGUUCAGUACGAAUCCGAGCUGCAGAUGCCCAUGAUCAUGAAAAUCAUCCAAAAAGACCUGUCGGAGCCCUACUCCAUCUACACCUACCGGUACUUCAUCCACAACUGGCCGAAGCUGUGUUUCUUGGCGAUGUGCGGCGAGGAGUGCGUGGGGGCCAUCGUCUGCAAGCUCGACAUCCACCGGAAAGUGAUAAAAAGAGGCUACAUCGCGAUGCUGGCGGUGGACCAGAACUACCGCAAACUGGGGAUCGGGUCGACGUUGGUGCGACGCGCGAUACAAGAGAUGAUAGUGGGUGACGCGGAUGAGGUGGUUCUGGAAACUGAAGUGACGAAUAAACCGGCUUUACAGUUAUAUGAAGCCUUGGGUUUCGUACGGGAUAAGCGUUUGUUUAGGUACUAUUUAAAUGGCGUAGAUGCUCUGAGGUUGAAACUGUGGCUAAGAUGAGAAUUUUAAUUUGGUUGUAUUUGUUGCCAUAUGCUCAGGGUAUGGUGUGAGUUUGUUAAAAUUAGUUGAAUAUUCAGAAUUUUAUUCUUGUUGUUUGUUUGUUGUGUAAUUUCCCUCAUACUGACGCCAAAUUCGUUUGAGGACUAGGAUUCGUUCAGUCUUCCAAAGAUGUAAAAUCCAAAAAUAAACACUUUAUUUCA
Molecule: messenger RNA, 1222 nt
Organism: Zophobas morio
Lineage: Eukaryota; Metazoa; Arthropoda; Insecta; Coleoptera; Tenebrionidae
Product: N-alpha-acetyltransferase 30A-like
Exons: 2
Coding region: 33-1022 (329 amino acids)
Biological process (GO): N-terminal peptidyl-methionine acetylation
Cellular component (GO): NatC complex
Molecular function (GO): protein-N-terminal amino-acid acetyltransferase activity
Source: RefSeq, a predicted model, not a curated record